Penicillium manginii is the source of this 528-nucleotide messenger RNA. RefSeq lists its product as uncharacterized. Lineage: Eukaryota; Fungi; Ascomycota; Eurotiomycetes; Eurotiales; Aspergillaceae. The transcript is spliced from 2 exons. Bases 1 to 528 code for a protein of 175 amino acids. The record is from RefSeq and is a predicted model, not a curated record.
AUGCGGGUGGAUGACAAGCGGCUCAUCUCCGCGCUUCUCGCGGCUCAUAAAGGCAUCAAGCUUGACUACAGCAUGAUCGCCAAGAUGUAUGGGGAGGGCGCAAACUACAACACAAUGGAGCACAAGUUCCGUGUUUAUCGCAAGGAGGCCGAGGUCCUCUAUGCCGAUGCCAGUCAGCGACUUGGUACGGAUGCAGGCCCCUCGGCUGAGACCAGCCCUGAGAAAGCUUCUGGCGCUCAACUCACUGCCCAGAAAACUGGCAAAUGUGCCAAGGCAGCUAAAUCCCCACGUGGAAAAGCAGCCAAGGGAUCUACCAAGAAGAAAGCUCUGAGAAGUCCCCAGGACAGCGAUGAGGAGUCCCAGCCCCAGCGCAAAAAAGCCAAAGCCAAUUCCAAGAAGAACCAGAAGUUGGUGGACGUGGAGAAAGCCGGCGCAAAUGAUGAUUCUGACGCUGAAGCUAUGCUGGAUGCUCUGAUGCAGUCAUCUGGUGUCUACUCCGAGCUCGGGUUGGACAUGGAGGAUGUUUAA